Messenger RNA from Scleropages formosus (Asian bonytongue), 1491 nucleotides. Its product is annotated as transmembrane emp24 domain-containing protein 6-like. NCBI's taxonomy places the organism in Eukaryota, Metazoa, Chordata, Actinopteri, Osteoglossiformes, Osteoglossidae. The coding region runs from base 363 to 1100 and encodes 245 amino acids. The record is from RefSeq and is a predicted model, not a curated record. The transcript is spliced from 4 exons.
UAAAAUUUUUAUGGAGCAUGCGUUUUUGGCAAAUUAAAACCACAUAAUAGCCUGUGGAUGUGUUAUUCGGUUUUUCCAUAUUCAUGGCCACAUAUAUUUUACAUUUAGAUAUUCUUUCAAGGUAAGAUCACUUUCCUGCAGUUUCCUCUGCUCUGUGUUGGAAUAGAGGCAGGAUCAGCCUUCUCUGCCCUUUUUCUGUUCCACCCCUUGCUCUGCAGGCAGGGAGGACACCGCUUGUGAAUUUCCCACACCCUGCGCUGCGAACAUGUACAGCGGUGUCUCUGGCCAAGGCUGAGAGGAGUUAAUAUUUUCCCAGCUGUAUGUCUCCUCAGUCCAGGGGGAUGCGAUUGUGAGUGAACGUCAUGCUGAGCACGAUCUGCUGCUGUGUGCUCCCGCUGUUGGUGCUUCUGGGCCCUGCACAUGGGGGUCCUGGAGUUGCCGACGUCAGGGCCUGGCUCAUCGAGAACGAGAACACCCUGUGGGGUGCGGACCAGUACGACUUUGCCAUUGUGCUGCCGGCCUCGGGAACGGAGUGUAUCUGGCAUUUUGCCCAUCGUGGAGGACGCUUCUACCUAAAUUACAUGGUGCAGUGGGUGACGGGGGUGGCCAAUGACAGGCAGCUGUCUGUUACUGUGAACGCUCCUUCGGGCCUCCUGGUUUCCACGGCCGAUGAUGCCACCAAACAAAUAAACUUCCAGGCUCAGGAGAGCGGUUUUUACCAGAUGUGUUUCAGCAACUUCCACAAUCGCUUUGGGAGCAUGCAGAUCUUCCUCAACUUUGGCGUGUACUAUGAGGGCAAAGAGGAGCAGCAGAAGCAGAAGGAGGAGCAGCAGAAACAGCUGAACGACACGCUGUCCACCAUCGAGGGCAGCUCCAAAAGGCUGCAGCUCUAUGUGUUCCACAUGUGGCGAUUCUACAACUUUGCCCGCAUGAGCAAAGGGAAGGACUACUACGUGCUUCUGGCCAACUGGCGCUACGUGACCUGGUGGUCCGCUGCUCAGAGCGUGGUCAUCCUGGCGGCCGGAUACCUGCAGCUCUUCUUCCUCAAGAGGCUCUUCCACAGCCGGACAGGCGCGAAGGACAGCAGGCCCUGCUGCUGAACCACCUCCAGGGUUAUGUAUGUGAGCAGUCUUGGGUGCCUCCCAUCGGUUGAAGUCAGUUUUCCAAAAUUCCCCUUUUAAAUACUGCCUCUGAAUGGGAUGUUUCACAGCUACUACCUGCAAAGAAUUGGUGGAACUGACAAACAGAGCUUGGAAAAUGUCCCAGUAUGAAAAACAAACAAAAGGACAGAGGAAAGAAGUUGUAAUUGUAAAUGUAAUUCUCCACUAUAUGUGAAAUACUGCCCAUCCUGUCCAUACUUUAGCGCUUGGUACAGUAGAAAUGCUCUUUUAAACACGGAUGGAGAGGCAUAUUAACUCUUCUGGGUCCAAAUGAAUACUGGCCGUUGGGAAAAAUAAUUACCAGCUGAUGCUAAUUUGCAACGUCUGUCUG